AUGGCGACGCCUCGUCGCACCUCUCAGCAGCAGCAGCCAAACUCCCUGCUGUCCUCCCCGCCCCGCGGCUCCUCUCUCCCCGGCACCCCGCCUGGCUCUCCGCCGGCACCCGACGACGAUGCCAGCCCACUUCCCCACAGAGGCGCCAUGGAGAACGCGGCUGACGGUGAGGUAACCCCUGCCUCUCCCACCACCACCUCCCCAGCUCCGGCCCUCACCAGCAGUAGCAGCAGCAGCACUAGCAGCAACGCUAGCUCCCCGACCACCACCGAUGGUAGCGGGACCAGCCCCGGCUCUACGCCCGACUCGGGCAGCGGUAACCCGGGCAGCAGCAGCAGCAGUAGCAGCGGCGGCGGCGGCGGAGGUGCAAGCGGGGCUUUCAGGGAGCUAUUUGAAGCCUGUCGAAACGGGGAUGUUUCGAGGGUGAAGAAGCUCGUGGAUGCGGUGAACGUGAACGCUAAAGACAUGGCAGGACGCAAAUCGACACCCCUGCAUUUCGCCGCAGGUUUUGGGCGGAAAGACGUGGUGGACCACCUGCUGCAGACGGGCGCUAACGUGCACGCGCGGGAUGACGGGGGUCUGAUCCCGCUUCACAACGCCUGCUCGUUUGGUCACUCCGAGGUGGUGUCCUUGCUGCUGUGUCAGGGGGCCGACCCGAACGCUCGAGACAACUGGAACUACACGCCGCUCCAUGAAGCUGCCAUCAAGGGCAAGAUAGACGUCUGUAUAGUGUUACUGCAGCAUGGAGCCGACCCCAACAUCCGCAACACCGACGGCAAGUCCGCCCUGGACCUGGCCGAACCCUCCGCCAAGGCCGUACUCACAGGUGAAUACAAGAAGGAUGAGCUGCUGGAGGCGGCGAGGAGUGGAAACGAGGAGAAGCUAAUGGCCUUGCUUACGCCGCUCAACGUCAACUGCCACGCGAGCGACGGCCGCAAGUCCACUCCACUCCACCUGGCAGCAGGAUACAACAGGGUGAGGAUAGUUCAGCUGUUACUACAGCAUGGAGCAGAUGUUCACGCCAAGGACAAAGGUGGUCUGGUGCCGCUACAUAAUGCCUGCUCCUAUGGACACUAUGAAGUUACAGAGCUGCUGCUAAAGCAUGGCGCGUGUGUGAACGCCAUGGAUCUGUGGCAGUUCACCCCACUCCACGAAGCGGCGUCUAAAAACAGAGUGGAGGUCUGCUCUCUGCUGCUGAGCCACGGGGCCGACCCGACCCUGCUCAACUGCCACAGCAAGAGCUCUGUGGACAUGGCGCCCACUCCUGAGCUGAAGGAGAGACUUACAUAUGAGUUUAAGGGCCACUCCCUGCUCCAAGCUGCUCGGGAAGCUGACAUGGCCAAAGCUAAGAAGACCCUGGCACUGGAGAUCAUCAACUUCAAACACCCUCACACACAUGAGACGGCGCUGCACUGCGCAGUAGCAUCGCCACACCCGAAGAGGAAGCAGGUGACGGAGCUGCUGUUGAGGAAGGGCGCCAAUGUAAAUGAGAAGAAUAAAGAUUUCAUGACUCCUCUCCAUGUGGCAGCAGAGCGUGCUCAUAAUGACAUUAUGGAGGUGUUGCAGAAACACGGUGCCAAGGUGAACGCCCUGGACACGCUGGGUCAGACGGCGUUGCACCGCGCGGCGCUGGCAGGCCACCUUCAGACCUGCAGGCUGUUGCUAGGAUACGGGGCCGAUGCCUCACUGGUGUCACUGCAGGGCUUCACUGCUGCUCAAAUGGGAAAUGAAGCUGUUCAGCAAAUACUCAACGAGAACGUCCCGGUGAGAAACUCAGACGUGGACUACAGACUUCUGGAAGCCGCUAAAGCCGGAGACCUGGACACCGUCAAGUCGUUGUGUACGGCUCAGAAUGUGAAUUGUAGAGACCUGGAGGGACGGCACUCCACUCCCCUUCACUUUGCUGCUGGCUACAACAGAGUGUCAGUGGUGGAGUACCUGCUGCACCACGGGGCCGACGUGCACGCAAAGGACAAAGGUGGACUGGUUCCCCUCCACAACGCCUGCUCGUACGGUCACUACGAGGUGGCUGAGCUGCUGGUCAGACACGGGGCCUCGGUCAACGUGGCCGACUUGUGGAAGUUCACGCCGCUCCACGAAGCCGCUGCCAAGGGCAAAUACGAGAUCUGCAAACUGCUGCUCAAGCACGGGGCGGACCCCACCAAGAAGAACCGAGACGGGAACACGCCUCUGGACCUGGUGAAGGACGGAGACACCGACAUCCAGGACCUGCUGAGAGGAGACGCCGCGCUGCUGGAUGCUGCUAAGAAAGGCUGCCUGGCCAGAGUGCAAAAACUAUGUAGCCCCGACAACAUUAAUUGUCGGGAUACGCAGGGACGCAACUCAACACCUCUGCACCUCGCAGCCGGCUACAACAACCUGGAGGUAGCAGAGUAUCUGUUGGAACAUGGAGCCGAUGUGAACGCGCAGGACAAAGGAGGGCUGAUACCUUUACACAAUGCUGCUUCAUACGGGCACGUGGACAUAGCCGCCCUGCUGAUCAAGUACAACACGUGCGUCAACGCCACAGAUAAGUGGGCGUUUACGCCCCUCCACGAAGCGGCCCAGAAGGGGCGGACUCAGCUCUGCGCUCUGCUAUUGGCCCAUGGAGCCGAUCCCACAAUGAAGAACCAGGAGGGACAGACGCCGCUGGACUUGGCAACGGCUGAUGACAUCAGAGCAUUGCUGAUUGACGCCAUGCCACCAGAUGCCCUGCCAAGCUGUUUAAAACCCCAGGCCACUGUGGUGAGUGCAGGUGUGGUGAGUACAGGCGCGGCAGGGGGCGUGGUCAUCUCACCCUCUCCGUCCCCAUCCUGCCUGUCCGCUGCCAGCAGCAUAGACAAUCUGACCACGCCCCUCGGCGACAUCAACGUGGGCGGGGCCACUGGACCAGCGGACGGAGCAUCUGGGUCUGACAGGAAGGAAGGAGAAACUCUGCUCGACAUGACCAUCAACCAGUUCUUGAAGAGUCUGGGGCUGGAACACCUCCGAGACAUCUUCCAGCGGGAACAGAUCUCGCUGGAUGUGUUGGCAGACAUGGGUCACGAGGAGCUGAAAGAGAUCGGCAUCAACGCUUACGGUCACAGACACAAACUCAUCAAGGGCAUCGAGAGGCUGCUGGGAGGCCAGCAAGGUGGAAACCCGUACCUGACGUUCCACUGCUCCAGCCAGGGCACCGUGCUGAUCGACCUGGCCCCGGACGACAAGGAGUUCCAGUCAGUGGAGGAGGAGCUGCAGAGCACCAUUAGAGAGCACCGGGAUGGAGGCAACGCAGGUGGAGUCUUCAGCCGGUACAACAUCAUUAAGAUUCAGAAGGUGGUGAAUAAGAAGCUGCGGGAGAGAUAUGCACACAGACAAAAGGAAAUCGCAGACGAGAAUCACAACCAUCACAACGAGCGAAUGCUCUUUCACGGUUCUCCCUUCAUCAACGCCAUCAUCCAUAAGGGCUUUGACGAGCGACACGCCUACAUCGGCGGCAUGUUUGGCGCCGGGAUCUAUUUUGCUGAGAACUCCUCCAAAAGCAACCAGUACGUGUACGGGAUUGGUGGAGGCACAGGAUGUCCUACCCACAAAGACCGCUCCUGCUACGUGUGCCACAGGCAGAUGCUGUUCUGCAGAGUGACACUGGGUAAGUCCUUUCUUCAGUUCAGCGCAAUGAAAAUGGCCCACGCGCCACCAGGACACCACUCUGUCAUAGGACGACCCAGCGUCAACGGACUGGCGUAUGCAGAGUACGUCAUCUACAGAGGGGAGCAGGCUUACCCAGAAUACUUGAUUACCUACCAGAUAGUGAAGCCAGAGAGUCCGGCCGCGCCUGCUGCCACCUCCGAGCAGAAGUCCUAAAUGCAGCCGCUGCUGGAUCUGAAGAAGGUCGGACUAGAGCCGCUCUCUAAGAGGGCUAGAACUGAACUGGAGGGUGUUUCAAACCUCAGACCCAAAAUGAAGGUCUCCGGAGCUGAACUUGAGGUGAAGUGUCGACCAGGCUGUAGUCAAGGCGGCCAUUGGAAACAAGGCGCGGACGUGUCUGAACAGAAGAAGAAAAGGAAGAUGGGGAGGCAGCGUCGGGGGGACGAUACAUGCUCAGUGCAAAGCGGCAGGCAGCAGAUUCUUUAAUUAACUGGGUCUAGUUUUGCUGGAGAAAAAGAAAAUGGUUUGUCAACAUUUCUGAAAGUGUACCAGUAAGCUCAUUUUUAAGUUCGCAGGCCUCUGGCUUGAUCCUAAAAACAAUUAAGGAAGCAAUUAGAGCGGGACACAGUCCAAAGCAAAACAAACGUCCCUGAUUUUGCACCUUCGUGCUGCUUGUAUAUUCUACCCCCAGUUUUUAAUGUGUUGUUUUGAUAUCGUGUCCUCUUUCGGCUUUGUGCAUCAUCCACAGCAUCAAAACAACACCCCGAGGCCACCUCCAGAAACAGCGAUCGUCGCGCCGAGAGAACAGAAAUCCGCUUCAUUUCGUGUUACAGCUUGUCACAUUUGCACCAAUGAGGCUCAUGUAAACAAGACACGGCUCUCUCUCUCUCUCACAUCUCCUCUGCUGUAAGCAACGAAGGAAUGAUGAAACGAGCGCGAGCAGGGAGAAGUUAAACAGAUUACAGCGGACAAAUACCCACAAGUCAAUAAAGCAGAAAACAAACACAAUCCGCUGCUGCUACCAGCGCCGGCUGCAGACUUUCCCACCAAAUCCGCACCGGGACCACCUUCUGCACCCAGCCAGGCAGACCAGAGGACAGCUGCUGCCAGAAACAUCAGUUACCACAAACAUGAUGGGGUUUUUUUUUUAGAAGAAGAAGUUUUUUGGUUUACUUGACCAGCAUUUGGUGACGAGCAAGCAGCAACCACAGUGGCUGAGUGUGAUGGGCUGAGACACCUGUCACUCAAGCCAACGUGCCCUGAACAUGCCACUCUUUAUUUCGUUUUGAUUCUUUUUUUUUUUUUUUUUUUAAUUGCCAACAAGACCUGCGUAAGUACAAUUCAAGCUGACUCUCUGUUUUGGAGUCUGAGUCCAGCGGCCGUCAUUGGAGCUUAAACAACGUCCUCAUCGGCUCCGACAGUCAAACAUGGUCGUUGCUGCUUGCUUCAGCCGAGCUCGCGUUAAAACAGUCCAAACUCCGUCUUUUUCCAGAACCAGGAGGACCACAAGAGACCAGACUGUGACUGUUAUAUGAACACACAAACACAUGCGUACGCUUGACUCACACUUUUCCUCUUCGUUUGCGUUGCAGCCCACUCAAAGCUGCACUUGGCAAACUCAGACAACUACAGAAACACAGUCCCCGAGAGUUUGAACCUCGAGAGAUCUUGUCAGGUGUGAUCUUUAAUGUGAAAAGGACCCAAAAGCGACAGAGAUACAAGAUAAAAACUUGAAAUGGGACGUUACUCUCUAUAAUCCUGAUCUGAUUUUUUCAAUUGCAGCUCAACAUCCACACCUGUCUGCUGCUACACUUGUGUGUCGCUCAUGUACACUUACAUCCGGAGACUCUUUUUGGUUUGCGUGUUACUGUCUCUCAUUGGGACCCACAUUUUUCUUGUGUUGCUGUUUACAUGAUCCCGCUGCCUUUCAGCCGCAUUCCCCUCUACCUUUAGCUGUCGAUGCCCCCUAGUGGUGCCAGGGAAGAAUUGCUGGCUUGCAGUAGUCAGUCAAAGAGAACAAAUGUACAGUUUAUUCAGGAAGGCAUUUACAUAGGGAUCCGUUUCCACACAGUAAUGUUUAUUUGUUUUGUUUGUUUUUCCAUCAUCUUUAUCCUGCUGGCUUUACACUCUUCAAACAUUCUACAAGCAAAUGUGAAAAGUGAGCCUGUUCACGGUAUGUGAGCAAGCCAUUCAGCAGGCUGGUCACAGGCUUAAAAAAGAUAUUUAUGUAACCAGAAAUCUGACGGAGGAUGAGGAAGAGGACAAUGCAGAUGUUGUACAUAAAGAUGAGCUAUCACUUACCUGUAUUAACCAUUCACGGUGGCACGCUAACAUCAUAACAGCUUAGCAAACUCCUCACACUACGUACUGUAAGCUCAAACUCCUUUUUCUGUUACUCUGCUGACCACGUUUUUCUGUUGAAAGUUUAUUUAUGAUUAGUGAUUUGAAAUAAUGACACUGUACCACACUAGGGACCUGAGUUCAGAUUCUCUCAUUUCCAUCACAUCAGGUCGAGUCAGGUAGUGCUGAAGGUCUUUGAAAUUCCUUGAAAGUGAGUGCGAUGGGCAGGGAAAGGGCCUUGAAAGGUUCUGGAGAAAGAUAAGGUUGCCUUGAGAUCGCUUGCAGCGCAGCGCCCGCGAGUCAAACUCAGAUUGCAGCUGAUUUGCAUUUUCAAGGUGAAGAUGACGUUGGUCUGAGCCAAGCGCGAAACAAGCAUUAAAUCCAUGUCAAGAGGGCCCCGGCAGCUGAAAAGAGACGCCCCUGAUACUGUGAAGCUGAACCGUUUGUCAGACUGUGUUCAAGCUGUGAAGUUUCCACAUCAGCAUUAUUUCCCUCGGUUUUGCCGCCCACACAUUUGAUAGCAACAGCUCAUCCUAAUAACAAUGAACGAUAACAAAAAAUGACUUGGGUAGCAGCACAUUUCAGCAAAUUACAAAGUGAUUCAUUGCAGGGAAAAUGGAAAGGAAAUGAAUUAAAAGUGAAAGAAAUAAGCUGGCAGACAGGAACAACAACUGAUGACUAAAGGCAAAAAUGAGAAAAGCUAAUAAGCUUGAAAUUAAACUGUAAUGACAAAAGUUUUCAGAGGGGAAAAUAAAACAGCUGCAGCACUUGGACACACUUCACACAGUAUACGGCCAUAAGUAUGCGCUUAUUAGUUUUUAAGACAUGACUGAGAUGAUGAUGGUCAUUGAUGAUGAUGGCGUUUCUCUUACGCUGUGCAUCAACUUAUUGUUUUUCCUCCCAAAGUCAGUUAUUUACUAUCUGAGACUUCACAAAAAGCCCCGAUCUCAGUUUCUAGAUGUUUAAAUCAGGUGAAUGACAGACGAAGCAAGUGUGAUGCUGUUGUUGCUGGAGACCAGCCGGAUUUCUAUGUUUUCCUGUUUUGGACCAGCGUCUGUGUCAUCCCCGAUCGGUCGGCGCUGGGACGGAGAUUUCCGAUAAAGCGGCAGCGUUGCUGUCGGCUCUGUGGGCUCAUGCAGAGCAGGUGGAGUUUAUGGUGUUGACCUCAGUAAGGUCAGCAGCGCCGUAUCCUUUAUUAGCAGAGAGCUGUGGGCUUUGUUUUAAACGACACUGUAAAUAAACUAACUCCAGAUGGGCCUUUAAAAGGGCCUUUUAUGGAUGAUUUUGAGUUUAUUUUUCUUGCUUUUUGUCCUUUGAAAGACUUUUCAAAGACUUUUUUUAUGUGAUAACUAUUUGAAUUGUGUUUUAGCUGGUCUGUCUCUGCUUAACUGUCUCACGGGCCAGUCAGCCAUGUUGUUGUAAAUACUUUGGAGGAGUGCGUGCGUGUGUGUGCGUGUGUGCGUGUGUGUGUGAGUGUGUGUGUUCAAUCAAUCUACGCCUCACCUUCUGACCUGCCUUCAGCCAAAAGCCACCAGUUUGAUUAACACAUAUCCUCAUCAGUGAUGUUUGACCUCCUGUUGUACAGACGCUUGUACAGAGCUGCUGACCAGCUAACAUGUGGAACAGAGAAACUCCUCGCUGUUGUACAGAAGAAAAUCCUUAAUAAA
Molecule: messenger RNA, 7634 nt
Organism: Chelmon rostratus (copperband butterflyfish)
Lineage: Eukaryota; Metazoa; Chordata; Actinopteri; Chaetodontiformes; Chaetodontidae
Product: poly [ADP-ribose] polymerase tankyrase-1-like
Exons: 29
Coding region: 1-3843 (1280 amino acids)
Biological process (GO): RNA processing
Molecular function (GO): RNA binding; NAD+ poly-ADP-ribosyltransferase activity; RNA nuclease activity
Source: RefSeq, a predicted model, not a curated record